This is a messenger RNA of Hyaena hyaena (striped hyena), 1063 nucleotides long. It is a transcript of the gene CIDEA, whose product is annotated as cell death inducing DFFA like effector a. Gene Ontology annotation, cellular component: lipid droplet. Lineage: Eukaryota; Metazoa; Chordata; Mammalia; Carnivora; Hyaenidae. Gene Ontology annotation, biological process: lipid storage; regulation of apoptotic process; apoptotic process. The record is from RefSeq and is a predicted model, not a curated record. Bases 118 to 726 code for a protein of 202 amino acids. The transcript has 5 exons.
GCAGAGCCGGAGCCGGCCGCGCGUCUCCUUCCCUCGUCCAGCGGCCGCAGGUGCCGGGUGCGGCGCUCCCGAGGCGCGCGGCAUCCGCCGCACAGGUGACAGCGGCCCCUGACAUUUAUGAGAUCACAGACCAAGAAAGUCCUACUAACGCCCCUUAUGCACUCGGCGCGCCCUUUCCGGGUCUCCAACCAUGACAGAAGCAGCCGGCGAGGGGUGAUGGCCAACAGUCUGAAGGAGCUUCUCAGCAAGACCCUGGAUGCCUUAGUUAUCACCAGUGGACUGGUCACUUUGGUGCUGGAGGAAGAUGGAACUGUGGUGGAUACGGAAGAGUUCUUUCAGAGCUUAGGAGACAACACACAUUUCAUGAUCUUGGAGAAAGGGCAGAGGUGGACACCGGGUGGUAACCAUGUCCCAGCCCGUCAGCAGCCGAAGAAAUCAGGAAUAGCAAGAGUCACCUUCGACUUGUACAAGCUGAAUCCCAAGGAUGUCAUUGGCUGCCUCAAUGUGAAGGCCACCAUGUAUGAGAUGUAUUCAGUGUCCUAUGACAUCCGGUGUACGGGAGUCAAGGCCCUGCUGAGGAGCCUGCUGCGGUUCCUGUCCCACGCCGCCCAGGUGACCGGACAGUUGCUCAUCUACACCGGCACAUACGUGCUCCAAGUGCUGGGUGAUACGGAAGAGCAGAGUCCUCGCUGGUCACACUCCAGACGGGGGGUCACAAGUGGAUAAGGAUGCAUGCCCCCAGGGGACCCAGCCGGCUCUUGACCCAAACAUUCGCUCUCAGAUGAUGAAUUUUGAAGAUGCUUCUGUUCUAAACCAUACACACGUGCACAAGGCUGGUCAUGUGUACCAGGGGGUGACACCCAGGGGAAGGUGAAGGCACACGAAAUGGGGACUGCAGAGUGGAACGCCCUGAAGGGAGGAGAUUCGUAGGGGCUCCCGUGGUGACCAGGAAGGACCAAAGGGCAGGCUUGUGUGGUGGCUCCGGAGCCACAGGAACCUGUGUCAGGCCUCUCAGCAACUCACCUCCUGCAAUAAACCAAUCAAUCGCAAGAGCUACUUGUAA